GACAGCAUCAUUACCCAUAUUGAUCCCUUCCUCGCCCCCAUUCAGCCGUCUUGUACCGCCUGCGAUGUGGCAGCCUUCCUUGAAUUUUCUCGCUUUACAUUGUCAGUCGAUCCAAUUGGCUCAAUUACCUUGUCUCAGGCUAAAGAUGAAUUAGAUGCUUGGAUUAUUGCUCUCAGUCUUUCGAGUUUGCUUAUCCUAUAUCCCAAUGGCAACAUACGGGCCAUUGAUGCUUAUUUCUUCGGUGCCAGCGCUGCUACGGCGUCAGGAAUCAAUCCGUUAUGGAAAUUCAAACUAGUUAAUAAUACUUCGAGUAGUAUUGAUCUCAAGGCUCUGAAGACAUAUCAACAGGUUUAUCUUUACGUCAUCCCAACACUGGGCAAUUUGAUGGUCAUCAAUAUUGCUGUUGUUGUUGUGCGAUUAUGGUGGUUUGAGAAACAUCUGAAAGAAAUUGCACCUAGUCUUCUGAGAAGGGAUCACACUCGAAGCGCAGCAAGCAAUGUGGAGGCAGAUAUCGAACACUCAGAAAUCAUAAAUACAGUUAAUUCUGUUCUCAUCAAUGGUCGCAUUGGUGAUAUUACUGAGGAAGAUGGUCCUUCCAGAACUACGGACUAUGGCUCAAUCAGGCUGGCGGGUCUUAGAAGUAACCCCAGUGAGAACGGGUCUUAUGCCAUCAAUACACGAGCAAGAGAGGGUGUUAACACGAACACCGGUACAAGCAUUCAGUUCGCAGACGACCCACGCCCACGAGAGCAUAAUGAUCAAGCCAAAGCGCUAUACAUACCUCCCCCUUGGAAACGUGACAGAGGUUAG
Molecule: messenger RNA, 810 nt
Organism: Penicillium lagena
Lineage: Eukaryota; Fungi; Ascomycota; Eurotiomycetes; Eurotiales; Aspergillaceae
Exons: 4
Biological process (GO): intracellular potassium ion homeostasis; potassium ion import across plasma membrane
Cellular component (GO): plasma membrane
Molecular function (GO): high-affinity potassium ion transmembrane transporter activity
Source: RefSeq, a predicted model, not a curated record